CGAUUUUCCUCUUUUUAAAAAUAUUUUAUAAAAUUACUUAAAUAUAAUACGUAAAGAUGAAGCUUACACAAGUUCUUAAGCGACAACAUAUUGAUUUUAUGUUCAAAAGACAUUGGCUAGCACAAGGCAAAAGAGUACCUAUGGAAACCGGAGUUGAAAAAGUACUUACAGAAAAAGGAAUUCCUGUGAUUGAUGCUCUUGAGUUUGUUAAAGAAAAACCAGAAAUUAGGGAAAGGAUAGAGAUUAUUGGACCAUACGAACAGCCAUUGCCCCUGGAUAAAGAUCACCCAAACUAUAAAGAAAAACCAUGCUUUACAUUACUGAACAAUAAUGUUCUGUUAGAAGGACUUCCUCAAGCUCAAGUUCUAACCAAAACUGUCAUAGCAGAAGAUGUUUUGCCACAGAAAAUUGAGAAACUUUCUGAGUUAUCUGCUCCCAAAGCUGUUCAUGAUGGUGUGAAGAAGGCAAUAUUAAAUGCGAAUGUGUUUGAUGCUGAACAAAAAAAGCUUCCAAAAAUUAAAGAUCCAGAGAGACCGGCAUUCAACUUCCCUCGAAUACUUGGAAUUUCUGAUAGAAGGCGCAACCAAAUACUGACAAACAAAUUGCUUCAACUGGUAGAGAAAUCAAAUGAUGCCGAGGUCACUCAGAACAAGUAUGUGAUUAAUGAUGUUGAAAGCAAGAUAUUAUUUGACAAAGAAGAUGAACUAAUACAGUUUCAAGAUGUGUCUGGUAUCCUGGUAACAAGUAAAAAACCAGUGACACAUGAAAUCCCAACUUCAGACAUAAAGUUCAUUGAGAUUCCCGAUCUGUAUCCAGUUAACCACACUGUGUCACUACCACCAGACCAUUUCUAUGACGAAAGCAGUAAAUAUCCUCUCCGUUCUAAUGUCACUGUAAAACAUCCACACACAACCUGGUUACAUUACAACAAAACUGAAGUUGGCACUCUCUAUGAGUUACCAGUUAACCAAUCCCAAGUACUCGGACGAUCAUUGACACAUGCCUUUACAGUUGCCGCUGCGUACGCUAAACAAUUAUAUGGUGAGAAAGUCAAAGAUUUACCUGAGCCAGUUCACAUAAAUUGUAUACAAACAGAUGGUCAAUAUUAUCACUUUGGAGUUUUUGAACUGAAUACACUGGACGUGGAUGGAACAGAUGGUACAAAGAACAAGUGGUUCUGCAGAAACAAUAUGAAGUUGUAUGACUCUAGCUGCUAUUUAAGUGGAAUGCCCGUGCUGGAGAACUACAACCCGAAAGUAUACAGUUACAUCAAUGCAAUGUACAACUGCUGAUACUGUAUAAUUAAUAGCUUUAGUAAUAAAUUAUAUUAGAUACA
This is a messenger RNA of Aricia agestis (brown argus), 1336 nucleotides long. It is a transcript of the gene mRpL37, whose product is annotated as 39S ribosomal protein L37, mitochondrial. The record is from RefSeq and is a predicted model, not a curated record. The coding region runs from base 57 to 1292 and encodes 411 amino acids. NCBI's taxonomy places the organism in Eukaryota, Metazoa, Arthropoda, Insecta, Lepidoptera, Lycaenidae. The transcript has 5 exons. Gene Ontology annotation, cellular component: mitochondrion.